Messenger RNA from Scutellospora calospora, 366 nucleotides. Lineage: Eukaryota; Fungi; Glomeromycota; Glomeromycetes; Diversisporales; Gigasporaceae. The record is from the annotation of a GenBank genome assembly.
AUGUCUCCUCGGAAGCCACGAAUCUACGCGACUAGAGCUUGUACUAAUUGUCAAAAGAGACAUGAAAAAUGCUCUGGAGCCAUUACCUGUACAAAUUGCAUAAAACGCAAACUUUGUUGUGAAUUUAUUAAUUCAGGUAAAAAACGCGGUCCAAAGUCAAAGGAAAAUGUAGUCGAUACGAUUCAAGAACAAGCAUACGUUUCCGCUUCAUACGCAAAUUCUAUACAAGACAAUGCGAUGACUUAUAUGCCUGGAACCGAAUAUCUUGAAUUUAAUAAUUAUAUAGCUGAAUCAUCGUUAUCUACUGAAUCUUUAAUCUACUUUUACAUUAUGAUGCCAUCGCCUUAUUUUCUUUAUUGUCCUUGA